AGUAUAGAUUUUGAGAAGAAAAAGAAGAAAGUAGAAUGAAAAAGUAGGUGAAGAAGAUAAGAUGAGUAAGCAAAUUGUGAUCACCUAUCUUUGCUUUUCUUCUCAAUUACUUUACUCUAAAUUUCCCAUCUUCUGAUUCUGAUUCUUUCUCUUGUAAGAUCCAAAAAAUGGGUAACAGAAGAGAAGAAAAACCAAUAAUUGAGUCUUCCAUGGAUGAAUGAUUAGCUUCAUUCACAGAACAAAGUAACAGAAAUGGGUUCUGCAAGUAACUCCAAUCCAAAUCCAUAUCCAUGGACUCCAAAGGAUUGUUCUGAAGGAAUCUGCAGCAUCUACUGCCCCCAGUGGUGUUACAUAGUCUACUCUCCUCCUCCUCCUUCUCUCUUCUUUGGUGCUGAUUCUGAUGCUGAUGAUCCUUCAGGAUUUGAGUUUUCUCCUCUCAUAGUUGCUGUUAUUGGAAUAUUAGCCAGCACUUUCAUCUUGGUCACAUACUACACCAUCAUCUCAAGGUUCUGCAGACGCAGCAGCACCAUGCAAUCAAAUGAUUCUGCACCAGAAGAAGAUGGGAGCAGUGAACUGGGUCAGGUUUCUUCUUCCUCAAAUUCUGGUUUGGAUGAGGCUCUCAUCAAAUCCAUCAAAGUCUGCAAGUACACAAAAGGGGUGGUGGAGGCUCAUGAUUGUUCAGUUUGUUUGAGUGAGUUUGAAGAGAAUGAGAGUUUGAGAUUGUUGCCAAAAUGCAACCAUGCUUUUCAUCUCCCUUGCAUUGAUCCUUGGCUCAAAUCUCAUGCCACUUGCCCCUUGUGCCGUUCCACCAUCACCAUUGUUUGCCCAAAUCCUGCCAUGGAACCACCACCAACACUCACUGUUAAUGCCUUGGAAUACCAGCAUAGAAGUAGCCAUGUUCUUGUUGUGGUUGUUCAGAGCUCUGAGCAGCAGCAUAAGGUGCUAAGUUUUGAUUCUCACACUUUCAAUGAGACUGAAGGGUAGAUGAACUUAGAUCUAUGUUCAUAAGAUUCUGUUCUUCCAAAUUCAUGAGAGUUGGUUUAGGCAAGAGGAACUCCACAAGUAUCAAGUUUCUUCUGAAUGUCCUUACAUUACAUCUUUCUGUAUAGUUCUGAAUAUUGGUAGAUAAUUUUUGUCAAGCUUUGAUCAAUCUCCUUUUGGAAACGAAACAAAGAAAUGAUUCUUUCA
This is a messenger RNA of Vigna radiata var. radiata (mung bean), 1188 nucleotides long. RefSeq names its product RING-H2 finger protein ATL52-like. Gene Ontology annotation, molecular function: transferase activity. Gene Ontology annotation, biological process: protein ubiquitination. Bases 253 to 984 code for a protein of 243 amino acids. The record is from RefSeq and is a predicted model, not a curated record. The transcript has 2 exons. Lineage: Eukaryota; Viridiplantae; Streptophyta; Magnoliopsida; Fabales; Fabaceae.